AUGAGCACGCUGGGGCUGAGCGCGUCGCAGUGCGGCGCCGUGCUGCGAGUGCUGGCGUUCUUGCUGAAGCUGGGCAACCUGCAGUUUGAGCCGCAGCACAACAUCGACGGCUCCAUCGGCACGCGGCUGCAGCGCGAGUACGGUGCGUACCACUCACAUACACUCACGUACUUCCUGCUGAAGCUGGGCAACCUGCAGUUUGCGCCGCAGCACAACAUCGACGGCUCCAUCGGUACGCGGCUGCAGCGCGAGUACGGUGCGUACCGCUCAUAUACACUCACGUACUUCCUGCUGAAGCUGGUCAACCUGCAGUUUGAGCCGCAGCACAACAUCAACGGCUCCAUCGGCAAGCGGAAGCGGCUGCAGCGCGAGUACGGUGCGUACCGCUCACAUACACUCACGUACUUCCUGCUGAAGCUGGGCAACCUGCAGUUUGAGCCGCAGCACAACAUUGACGGCUCCAUCGGCACGCGGUUGCAGCGUGAGUACGGUGCGUAUCACUCACAUACACUCACGUACUUCCUGCUGAAGCUGGGCAACCUGCAGUUUGAGCCGCAGCACAACAUCAACGGCUCCAUCGGCAAGCGGCUGCAGCGCGAGUACGGUGCGUACCGCUCACAUACACUCAGUAUCCUGCUGAAGCUGGGCAACCUGCAGUUUGAGCCGCAGCACAACAUCGACGGCUCCAUCGGCAAGCGGCUGCAGCGCGAGUACGGUGCGUACAACUCACAUACACUUCCUGCUGAAGCUGGGCAACCUGCAGAUUGA
Parnassius apollo (apollo) is the source of this 768-nucleotide messenger RNA. The record is from the annotation of a GenBank genome assembly. NCBI's taxonomy places the organism in Eukaryota, Metazoa, Arthropoda, Insecta, Lepidoptera, Papilionidae.